Morchella importuna is the source of this 1767-nucleotide messenger RNA. RefSeq lists its product as uncharacterized. Gene Ontology annotation, molecular function: hydrolase activity. The record is from RefSeq and is a predicted model, not a curated record. Gene Ontology annotation, biological process: GPI anchor biosynthetic process. NCBI's taxonomy places the organism in Eukaryota, Fungi, Ascomycota, Pezizomycetes, Pezizales, Morchellaceae. Gene Ontology annotation, cellular component: endoplasmic reticulum. The transcript is spliced from 2 exons. The coding region runs from base 1 to 1767 and encodes 588 amino acids.
AUGUCUUCUUCUUCGCCUUACCGUCCCGCACACAACAAGUACAACAGCGAACCCAGCUUCCUCGAUCAGGCAUGGGCCCAGCUCCGCCGCCACAGAGCCUGGAGACCAUUCCAGCGACGGAAGGGCCAAACCUGGAAAAGCAAAGCCGCCGAAGCUCUCUCCAUCCGGAACGCAGUCAGGCUCUCGUGGAUACUGCUCGUCUGGUGGGGCGAGCGUACGGUCUUUGAAAGUGCCAUCCGGGAGUGUGCGUGGGAGAACUGGGAAGAUUGGCCCGCUGGCGCCACCCCGCAUCGAAUGGCACUCAUCGCCGACCCGCAGAUCAUUGACCCGCACACGUACCCUCGCCGUGGCCUCUCCCUCGCAGCAACAAUCUACUAUACGGAUCAGUAUAUGCGGCGGAGCUACUCGACGUUGCAGGAGGUCCUGCUUCCGUCUACGACACUCUUCCUCGGCGAUCUGUUUGACGGCGGCCGCGAAUGGGCACACACGCCACCGUCGCUAUACGCGCAGCAGCAGCACAUCCACACCUCCGAUGGGCCCGUUCCUGUGCGUCCGGACCCCAGUGCAGAGGCCGACUGGAAGCUGUACAAGGACGAUUAUUGGUGGGGCGAGUAUCUCCGCUUCGCGAAGAUCUUUCCGGGAUACCCAUACCGCCGAACAGUCAAAUCGCUACCGGGGAAUCAUGACCUAGGGAUAGGUAAUGGUAUACGGGAGCCGGUGAAGGAGCGGUUCACAACGUGGUUUGGGGAGACUUCGAGCGUGGUGGAGGCGGGAAAUCAUUCGAUUGUGCUACUGGACUCAGUCUCGCUCUCGAAUGAUAAUAAUCCAAGGAUAUUUGGGCCAGAGCGAGAGUUCCUCGAUAACCUCCCAGCGCGGCUAUCGAAGCCAGAUACAGCCGCACCAAAAUAUCCGCAUACUAUCAUCAAGGACGGCGCUGCACCGUCGUCGCCGGCCGAUGACGCGCAAGACCCAGAGACACUGCGCAAUCACCUUCCCACAAUCUUACUAACACACGUCCCGCUAUACCGCCCCCCAAAUACGCCUUGCGGCCCGCAGCGCGAGUCGUCAAAUCCGAUCAGCAUCCGCGGCGGGUACCAGUACCAGAACGUGCUCACGCCCGAGCUAUCCUCCGACAUACUACAAAAGACGUCAGCGAAAUACGUCUUCUCCGGUGACGACCAUGACUACUGCGAGGUUGACCAUAUGUACACGGGCGGCCAGGGUCGCGUGCACGAGGUCACGAUCAAGAGCUUUGCCUGGACCAUGGGCAUUAGAAGACCGGGUUUCUUAUUAGUAAGCUUAUGGAAUCCAGAGGGUGGACCGUUGGAUUCUGCUGCGGAGGGGCCGACGCUGGAGAGCAAGUUGUGUUUGCUCCCGGACCAGAUUGGGACCUUUUUGUGCUAUGUAAAGAUGUUGUUUGGGACGCUGGUGCUGCUCGCGGUGACGGUGUUGGUGCGCAGGAUCAGGGGCAUUGCAAGCGGCGAGGAGCCGCUACUACCAACUAUUGAGAAGGAGCGCGAGAGAAGGCGGGAGUGGGGGUCCGUAGGUGUGUCUUCGUCGUCGGCAGCCUCGAGGAACGGGAGCAGAGCGCCGACUCCGAGAGUGUGGGGCGAGGAGGACAAGUAUCUUAAGCCCGCAAUUAAUAGCAGUGUUGGGGGCAAGAAGAGAAAGGGGGUUGUGGGGUAUCUUAAGGACUUUGGGGAUGAGGUUGCGUCGGUGGCUUGUGUUGUGCUGGGUUUUUAUAUGGUGCUACUAAUGGGAUGGUAG